AUGCUGAAAGAGGAGUAUAAUUUGAGCGGUGCUGAUAACAUGGCAUCUGCUGAGUUGUCAUUUAAAAAGCAAAAAGUGGUAUUGAAAAAGUUCAUGAUAGCGCAAGUGACUAAGGGGAUUAUGCAGCGGUAUGCGAGCCUAUUAGUUACCAUGCCUAGUGAUGAUGACAAUGCAAUUAUUGGCACAAAUCAUUUGAAAACAACCAAAUUUUUAGAAAUAAUCCUACACAGAGCCAAAUCAUCGCAUUUACAGUUCAAAAAGGUCUGUUGCAUUGUCAUCAAGUUUCUAGAUUGCUGCUCGAAGGAAACUAACUACAUGAAGUUUUUAAAGUUCAGCUUACACAAACUAUUUGUAGCUGCUUUCAUCUUAAGUGUGCCAAAUGUUGUAGGCGAUGACCGCGACAGGAUUACCACGAGGGAUGAAACCUAUCAUCUCUAUUCCCAGAUAACAGGCUUGCCACUGGAAGAAGUGAUAAAUUGUUGUUCUAUUGUGAGGCCUGUACUUAUUCGGCGGAGUAGACAACAACGCAGGCAAAUGUUAUCUCGACGUGAACAACAUUCGUACUUCCUCAGAAGUUCUUUUAUGAACUCCAAUUCAUCAGCAUCACCUUUUUUCUCUACCAAUAGGUCAGCUGAUGAUCUACAUGUACAUACAAGGGCAUACUCGCUUCAUAGCCAUUCCGAUGGGGAAGGCCAAGAUAGGCGGUCGGAACAUGAAGAAACGCAUAGCAUGGGGGCUGAUGCCGAUACAUAUCGACAAACUACGUUUAUCCCAGACACACCAAAUGGUUUGCAUUCUAGAUCAUUAAUUGAGUGUGGGAUCGAACCCACCCAAGUAAGUGACUCUGGUGAAUGGUCGGGUCAAAGUAACGGAUAUGUUUUGGUGACAGAAUUACAGGAGUUUAACAAAAUGGGUAAAAAGUUAGUACAAGAAGCUUUUAGGAUAGUUUAA
Messenger RNA from Saccharomyces cerevisiae S288C, 951 nucleotides. RefSeq lists its product as uncharacterized. The transcript has a single exon. NCBI's taxonomy places the organism in Eukaryota, Fungi, Ascomycota, Saccharomycetes, Saccharomycetales, Saccharomycetaceae. The coding region runs from base 1 to 951 and encodes 316 amino acids. The record is from RefSeq and is marked reviewed.